AAUCAAGCGAAUAGACUUCACGGGAUAUUCACAAUGUGGAGGAGACACCAACUUCCACAAUCUUCAUCAGCAUUGUUCAGCUAGGGGCUCUUAAGACUCUUUCCAUACCUCUCACUAUACUUCUUACAGCAUCUUGUUAUACCAGUUCCGCAAACGCCAUCCCCUGAAACCACUUUCGAGAUGCCGUAUCUCCUCCACGCCCCGCGCAGCGCCCACGUCCUAGCAACUCCCGACCGCUCUAUCGCCCUAUUCCUGCGCGCCAAUCACAGCUGGACUGCGAAAUGGUUCGAGGAUUCCGAGGUCCCCAACAUCGUCUCUGCAUCAUGCAUCAUAGAACGCCCCAAUUACACCGUGGCCAUCGACGAAGCGCGAUUGAACGGCCGGGAAAUGGAGAGCAAAAUAAAAGAUAUGCUCCAAGCAGACGGGUUUGAGGAUCCGGAUGUGAAGUACCUAGGCAGAAUAGCGAAUAGGAUCCAGUGGCUCUACUCAGGAAGGAGCGAAUAGAAUGGCCCUUGCAGCCUUGGGGCCUGGAAAGGAGGCCACGUGCCUAAUUUCAGUGACGCAAGUUUCUCGCACAUGACAUACUGCAAGUUCUCUUCCACGCUCUUGU
This is a messenger RNA of Trematosphaeria pertusa, 610 nucleotides long. RefSeq lists its product as uncharacterized. The record is from RefSeq and is a predicted model, not a curated record. NCBI's taxonomy places the organism in Eukaryota, Fungi, Ascomycota, Dothideomycetes, Pleosporales, Trematosphaeriaceae. The transcript has 2 exons. The coding region runs from base 181 to 504 and encodes 107 amino acids.